AAGAAAAAAAAUGGAAAAACAAUUGCAGAGAGAGAGAGAGAGAGAGCACCCAUCCAUCUCCCCGGAGGCGAAACCCUAACCCACCCAACCCAUCGCCGCCGGCGAAAACCCUAAUCCAUCCGCCGCCGAACCGAAGUACACGGUGCCCUCUGCUCCCUCCCACGCUCGAUCCACUACCCGCUGCUGUUGACGGGAAUGCGGUUUCCCUGACGAAAUCGCGGUUCGGCUUCUUGGUUCUUGCAGAUGGGGAGACCUCGAGGCCGCGGCGGAGGAGGAGGAGGAGGGAGGGGGAGGUUCGGCGGCGGCGGGGGGUCCCGCUUCUCCGCCGCCCGCGAUGACCCGCCGCCGCGGCGCUCCUCCUCCGGGUGGGGGGUGGCACCGCCGUCGCGGCACCUGUGGGUGGGCAGCCUCUCCCCGGGCGUCGCCGCGGCCGACCUCUCGGAGCUCUUCCUCCGGUGCGGCGACGUCGAGGGCAUCUCCCGUGACCCCGGCCGGAGCUUCGCGUUCGUGACGUUCGCGCGGGAGGAGGACGCCGUGGCGGCGGUGCGGGAGCUGCAGGGGAUCCACCUCCGCGGGGCGCCCAUUAGGAUCGAGUUUUCCAAGGGGGAUAAAGGUUCAAGUAGCUCUAUGGAUGACAGAUACUCACAACAUGCUGAUCAAAGACGUUUUACUGAACGAGGAAGGAAUCAGCAAUCAAGUCCUGAAAAAUCAACUGAUAAAUCCAAAAGAAGCAGGCCAGCAGAACCUAGUGAAGUAUUAUGGAUAGGUUUUCCUGUUGGUCUGAAGGUAGAUGAGGCAACUCUCUGGGAAGCCUUUUCACCUUUUGGUGAGGUUGUCAAGAUAACUACAUUCCCAGGGCGUACUUAUGCAUUUGUCCAGUACACUACUAUUGCAGCGGCAUGCAGGGCGAAGGAAACACUGCAGGGAAAUAUUUUCAAUAACCCUCGAGUUAGCAUUUGCUUUUCUCGGAGUGACAGUGUUUCAGCAGAAUUUGGAAAAGGUUCCUUAGAUGCCCCAUAUUCCCCCCAUUUAAACUCUAGUGUUAGACCUAUAUUCAGGGAGCAAGAUUUUGAAGAUUUUCCUAGGGCUAGGCCUUUUGAUAGUCCUCCAAGAGAUAUGUACAUGCCAUCUCCACAUUAUGGCCCUAAGAGACUUUCUAGAGAUCAUGAUGAUGUGGGUUUCAGCAGGGAUAAUUAUUUGCGAUAUGGACCUGGAGUAGAGCCUGAUCCUAGAUCUAAUUUUGAACCUUUUAGGAUACAAGGGCUCGGUCCAGAAAGAAGGAUGUCUGAGGACCCAUAUGAACAGCAUAGGCGUAGCCCUGCUGGUGAUGCACCAUGGCACAACAUUCCAUUCGAGCGAUCUCAGGGAGCCUUACCAUUAGAGGAUUCUCGGUAUGCUAGGGAAGAUCCAUACCCAUUUUCAAAGAAGUUGAGGACUGGUGAAGCACAUGACUCUGAACUUCCUGAAUACCCUUUCUCUGAAUUUGAUCGAGGGAAGGUUGGCUCUGCCUACCCAAGGAGGCCCUUCUAUGGUGUGCCAGAUGAUGACAUACACCCCAGAGGCUAUCAACUUGCUCCUAUGCAUGGUAGAAAUCAUGUUGAUCCUUUAAGGAAUCCAACUCCACUUGUAGAUAGGCAUAUACCAGGGCAUGCACAGGACAGCUUUUCUAGGCAUGUAGAAGUGGAAAGAUCAACUCCUGAAUACCAUGAACCCCUUCUCAAGGAAGAAUGGAAAUGGGAUGGUACAAUAGCAAAGGGAGGCACACCAAUUUGCCGAGCGCGAUGCUUCCCUGUUGGGAAGGUUCUUAACUUCAUGCUGCCCGAAUUUUUGGAUUGCACUGCUAGGACAAGCCUGGAGAUGCUCUCUAAGCACUAUUACCAAGCUGCCAGCAGCUGGGUGGUGUUUUUUGUUCCAGAAAAUGAUGCUGACAUGGCAGCCUAUAAUGAAUUCAUGAAUUACCUUGGUGAUAAGCAGCGUGCAGCAGUUUGUAAACUUGGAGAAAGGAGCAGCUUAUUUCUUGUUCCACCCUCAGACUUCUCUGAACAAGUACUGAGGGUUCCAGGUAAAGUCAGCAUAUCUGGAGUCAUUCUGAAGUUUGAGCAGUCAGAUCCAGAAGUUUCCUCGCCAACUCGCAAACCAGAAACAUUUGUGAGUCAUUUGAACCAUGAUGUUCGUGCUCAUGAGGAUCUAGAUGCAUUGAGAAGAAUCAACCCACCAGAUAUCAGGCCACUUCCUCAGGGUUCAGAUUAUCUCGGGUUGUCGCCUGGAAGCUAUAAUCCAGCAAGUGCACAUUUGGUUCCGCCUUACAAGUUUGGAAAUGCUCCUUCAUAUCUAGAAUCUGAAUUAGCUCAUCAAAAGCAUCCACCUGACUCCCACAGGGAGAUAGCACAUGACAAGCAGCAGCAACACCCAGAUGUAUUGCCCUCAAGAUGGUCAGAUAACAUUUACAAUCCAAGUCCAGGUUCUGGAAAUUUGAAUUAUUUGGCUGAGAGUGCGAUCCCACAUACAUCAACUGAUAGGACACCAGAGGCAUACUCAUUUGCUCCUCAAGGAGUACCAAAAGUGAGUACAUCAGGGUAUGCACCAGUUGCAGAUGAGGCAUCAAACAUGUCCUACCCUCCCAUGCAACCUGCAUCACAGCAGGUAGUUAGACCUCAACAACCUCCAUCUCUCCCAUUAUCGCUUCCACCAGAGCAACUUGCACAAUUGGCCACUCUUCUUGCACAACAAAACCAACCAGGAAAAGAGCCUGUGGACAGCUUAAACAAAGAAUCAGGAUUCAUACGGAAUCCACAUGGACAUUCUUCAAUGAUGCCACACAGCUCAGGUUCUAUCCCUGUCCAAAACUCAUUGCCACCUGCUCCGCCAUCUGCAUCACAGUUACAGGUUCAUGCGCCACCAGUUCAAGGUUCAGUGCCACCAAAUCCAUCCAUUAUGCAUACACCGAAUGCUCCUAUGCCUUCUCACAACACUUUGCCUUUACCCCCUAUGCAUCCUUCGGGAAAUCCAGCUCAUUCUUCCAUGCCUUUGAGAUCGUUCGUCCCUCCUCUUCCUGAAGGCCCUCCACCCCUUAGGCAGCACACAUCAAGUGCUCUACAAGCGCAACCUGCACUUCCCUCUGGACCACAGACUAGCCAGCAACCGUCUGCUCAGGAAGACCAUCACGGAGACCCUCAAAAGCGCCUUCAAGCAACAUUGCAAUUGGCAGCAACCCUACUUCAGCAGAUACAGCAACAAUCUAAACCUGGUGGCCAGAAGUAGAUGCGAGGUUAAGGAAAUUUGCAGCCUGCAAGGAUCAUAUGGUGAUAUUUUCUCCUUAUUACUGAAGAGCCUGAGAGUCUGAAACUGCUGGUGGGCACCCAUACCUAUACCGGAUGUUUUGUUAACAUAGGUUCUGCUAUGAAUUAGCAUUGCAGUUUAAUUUUGAAAGCUUACUCCUAGGUGGCAACCACCUCCGUUGUCUUGUCUGUAUAAGAUUGCACCGUUCAUCUUUUCUCUCUGUUUUUGUGUUAAUCAAUGCAUAGACCCAUGAAUACCACUUCCCUUUUUGCAUUCAUACAUCAUGCAUUCGUC
Molecule: messenger RNA, 3573 nt
Organism: Oryza sativa Japonica Group (Japanese rice)
Lineage: Eukaryota; Viridiplantae; Streptophyta; Magnoliopsida; Poales; Poaceae
Source: RefSeq, a predicted model, not a curated record